AUGACCGAUAAAAAAGGAACGAAAGAGAUUAGCAAAGAGAUCGAGGCUACGGACCUCGGAUUCGGAAAUGAGCUUCUUAAAGACCUUAAAAGAAGACGGAUUACCGGCAACUAUAUCGGUAACCCUUUACCGAUUAAACUAUUAGCUAAGCAUAGUACGCUUGCGUACGGCACUUUAAGCGCUUUUAACGACGAUAACGAUGACUUCUUUAAGCUAAGAGCAGCAGACCUUUACUUAAGAGCGAAAGAAUUAACUUUGUUUGCAAGAAGCUUUUUUAAGGAACUAAAGUAUUCGAGACUCGACGAUGAUUUUAAAACUCAAUUAAAGAUUUUUGUUAACCAAGUAAGUCGAUACGGUUUGACCUCCGACGACUACUUGGCGGCGUUCUUUAUUAUGCUUACGAAAGAGGCUAUUACAUUUUAUUACAAUUACGUUAUUAAAGCUAAGCUUCCGAUAUUUAAAGCAAACGCUAUUGCGAGUCUUGCCGAUAAGCUAUAUUUAGCUUGUAAAAACGUGUUAGAAACGAUUAUUGCGCGGAUGAAUCUUGCUUUUACUUUUACCGCUGCAAUUGCCGACAUUCGCAAAGCUAUUGCAUUUGCAACUAAGACCUUUCGACUUCUUGUUAAAGCUAAAGCUUACGCGAGCUUUAACGAGCUAUACGAUCACACUUGCUCUUAG
Molecule: messenger RNA, 678 nt
Organism: Drepanopeziza brunnea f. sp. 'multigermtubi' MB_m1
Lineage: Eukaryota; Fungi; Ascomycota; Leotiomycetes; Helotiales; Drepanopezizaceae
Source: RefSeq, a predicted model, not a curated record